Molecule: messenger RNA, 5188 nt
Organism: Pygocentrus nattereri (red-bellied piranha)
Lineage: Eukaryota; Metazoa; Chordata; Actinopteri; Characiformes; Serrasalmidae
Product: formin-like protein 13
Exons: 17
Coding region: 1-2391 (796 amino acids)
Source: RefSeq, a predicted model, not a curated record
AUGGAGAGCAGAAAGGCGAUGGACUUGCCUCAGCUCAGCAAUGAGAUGCAACUGAAUAUUAUGCACAAGGUGAAGAACGGACAGCUGAGCAUUGAUGACGCUUUGGACAUGGCCAGGAGGGACCAGCUGCAGCUGCUGCAGAAAAGUUUUGAUUUUGAGGAGAAGCAAGCCUCACUGUACAACUUUAGUGUGUACAAAUUCAGCUCUUACAGAUGGCAAAAACGAGUGAUCCAGAUUGAUUUCAACACUAAGAUGGUAUGCAGCAUUGUUAAAGGCAUUGUGAAGAGGCAGUUUCCCUUUAUGGAGGUGACAAACUGCCAUGAUGCCGCAGGGACCAAGUUCUCAGUGUCUUUCAAGGGUCGCCAUGAUUACGAGCUGGAGGCCAUGUCUCCAGAGGACAAGCAGAAAAUUCUGGAGCUGAUAAAUCAAAUCAUCUACAGGAACGUCCAUCCCGUAGACAUACAUGAGGAACCCAGCAAGCCACCUGCUUCCCCAACGAAGCUCCAUGAGGGUCUGUUGCUUCUGCAGAGGGGAGGGCUAGCAUCGUGCAAAUGGAAAAAGUAUGAGGCUCAUCUCUACACAGGUCAGCUGCUUCUGCUGCCCACAGGCUUUCGACCAGUCUCAGAUAGUGCAGAUGUGCCAGUUACUCUUAGCCAACCAGUCAUUAUUCACCUAUCAGAUGGCAAUGCAAGCGCAGAGACACCUUGCACAUGUGACACCUUUAUAAUUCUCACCAACCAGGAUGAAUUUCACUUGCGGGUUCCACUGGAUGAACAAAGCACAGAGGAUGUUAGGAAUGAGCGGGAUGCCUGGGUCAAAGCCAUCAACAGGCAAUGCAUGGACUGGAAACGCAGGUCCCAGUGUGAAAACAUGUAUGAAGACCUCAAAGAAGCCCAAAAACUCUCUGAUAUUACGAAAGUCAUCAAAGAAAACCAGUCUACACAUGAGAGAGGACCUGAGACAGGCAAGAUGCAGAACAACCAUGCGCCUCUCUUAGUGCCGCCGCAGCCAUUUCCUCGGUUUCUGUCCAAAUCUGGAGCUGUUGCUGUGCCUAUUCCAGUCCCAGCACCAGCACUAGAACCAGUGAAUAAACCUUCCAUGGAGCUAGAGCAGGUGCCUGAGUUAAAGCCACCACCUAUGCAAGAGAAAUCCCCAGUAACAUUUCCAGAGAGCAGGCUAGCUCCAAUACCACAGCUUGAGUCCAUCCAAUCACUAAUGUUUUCUGCUGCCCCGACCCCUCCACCUCCUUUGCCACCUCCACUGCCCAAGAAGAAGACAAAAUCCCAAAUAAUGAGGACAAGGGCCUUUCAUUGGGACCUUAUUGCUCAAGACAAGAUUGCAAAGUCAGUCUGGGCACGGGGGAGCCCUAGAGAAAUUGAAAUCGACACCUCACGUUUGUAUGAGCAAUUUGGAGUCAAAGACUUGGCCAACAUUUCUAACUUGGAGUCAAGCAAUCAUGUCGAAAUCAUGCUGAGUGCGAAAAUUGCGCACAACUUCAAUAUUUUUCUCAAAAGUUUCCCGGUGCAGCCAAAGGAGCUCAAGGACAAACUAUUCAUUGUUAAUGAGGGAGAUGGGGGCCUCUCCGAUGAACACAUUACUUCUCUCAGGAGGUAUGUGCCAACUGCAGAUGAUAAAGAAAUGUAUAGGUCAUAUAAAGGAGAUGUGAGUGAACUGCACUUGGUUGAUCAGUACAUGCUGGAGCUGUGUAAUAUCCCAUACCUGAGUAGUCAGCUGGACCUGCUGCUGACCCUCAGAGAACUGCCCAUCAGCAUGGACGACCUGAAACCGCUGAUUAACCAGAAGAUCCGCAUGUGCCAGCAGCUGUGGGGCUGCGAAGCGUUUGUCUGCGUGCUGGAGUACCUACUGGCCAUGGGCAAUUACCUCAACCAGAACGCGGGCAAAGAAAAGGCCAAGGGAUUCCGCCUCUCAUCUCUAACUAAGAUCUCGCAACUGCGUGGGAAUGAGAAGAGGUUCACCUUGAUGCAUGCCCUUGUGGAGCAGAUCAUGUUGCAUGAGCCCCGUUUGGCCACAUUUUUCCGGGAGCUGGCAGAAUUUGAGAUGGUCCCUUGGGCUUCAGUUAAAGGCCUAACAGCUGAGGUUGAUGUUGUGAAGAAUGAGCUACAGAAGGUCAUUCAGUACAGGAAAACAUACAAGGGGAAAAACCUCGGCAGCCAGCACUCCAAAUUCACUAAGGAUUUGAAGUUGGCCAUUGAGAAGUACGAAGCUGAUCUGUACCAGCUGACGAAGAGGUGUGAAGAGAUGAGGAAACUCUAUACUGACAUAUUGGUGAAAUUUGGUGAGCCUUUGGAUCAAGAUUCUAAAGAACUCUUCAGCUGUGUUUGCCAAUUUGUCAACGAAUUCAAAAGGAUACAUUCAGAGCUGACAUGUUGAGAUAUUUCAGCACCUGUGUGCAUGUGCUUGUGUCUUUGUGUGUGUGUGUGUGUGUGUGUGUGUGUGUGAUUCUCAGCUGGCUGUUGUGUUUCAAGUAUAGUCCCGAAGCAAGACCUGCCCUCUCAAGCAUAUCAUAGAAGGCGUGCCAGGUCCAAAGGCCAUUUGAAUGUCAGUCUAAACUGAAGAGCAAGGUGUUUUGUGAGCAGCUUAAUCCAAAGGGUUUUAGGGAAGGAUUUGCUAGAUCUAUUGCUGCAAUGGUGUUUACUUUGAUUAAAAGUCUCAGGCAGAUUUACUGAAAGGCGGCUCUCAGACUCCAGUCCACAACAAAGGGGUGCUGCUGGAUGCACUGCUAGCUCAGGAGAAAAUGCUCGGUUAGAGGCUCGUAUAGAUCGGUUGUUACUUUUCAGAGAGCUCUUUCAAUGGAAGUUACUGGGCUGGAUAAGACAAACGGGGGCUGCCAAGCUGCCAGCAGCUCCACAGCUGGCCGGCAUGGAUGGAGCGCUCCAGCGGCCAAAGCCAGCUGAACCCCGUCCACACACAUUUCUCCAGACACUCUGUCCCCCUCCUGCCUUGGCCCAGUGGACGGACGUGAGGGCUUUUCUGGCCCAUUCGGGAACGGGUCCAAUUGACAGCCAUGGAGCAGGGUGACAUCUGUGGCAGCUGCUAGUUUAAAGACUGCUUUUUUUUGUUCCUCUCCUCUUUCACAUUGGCCACUUUGCUGGAUUGCAGCACUAAGCUGCACUUUAGAACAUCUCAGAUUGAUUUUGUCUGCGACUUGAGGGAGCGCAGGGGUCCAUGCAUCUUACAUUUUAAACAGAAAUGAAGAGCAGGGAGAGGACACAGAAGCACUUGUUUUAAAGAAACGCUCCGGUGUUUUUCAGUUUAGUGUCUAUUGGCUGCAUCUGUAUCAUACAGUGAAUUACCAAAUUAGGUUUGAUGUUGUACAUGUACAUAGUUGAAAGACAAACCCUGUGACCUGUCGGUUAAAGCUAAAACCUUGAAUUCCAUUAAACGCAUGUUUCUAGGUUACAUCAGCAUUCCCAUGGAUUCUUAGAAAAUCUUUAGCUGUUUACUCUGCUGCCGUAGAUGCACCAUAAACAUUAUUCACGUGUUAAUUAUAAAACAUCAGUAUCUGCAAUGCCUGUGUUUCAUCUGGUUUAAACUUGCCACCUUUCAUUUGUACACUGGCAUAUAAAAUGUGAGCACAUGGAUAGAGUCUGUUUUCUGCUGCUACAGCAAUAUGCACAAUGCAUAUAAACACAAUGUUUCUCAACCUCAAGUUAUAACUGGUUGAAAACUAUUCUGGAAACAUUGCUCUUUACUGGCCCUGUGUUCCAUUUCUGGGGUAAGACUGAUGUUAGCAGAAACAUUAGGGCCUUCAAAGAUGAGAGAGAAGAGCAGGCUGCUGUGGCAUAUUAGAGCAAUAUGAAAUCAAGGCUAUUCAUGACCCUAUAAGAUGGUUAUUUCCCAUACAUAGGCCAAUAAAAUAAACUUCAGUUCAGGGUGUAUAAUACACAUACAUAUCAAAACUGAAGGGAUUUCACUGCAGGAUAUUAAAGUAACUUGUAGCCAAAUCAUCAGAUCAGUCUAUCAGAUUUGAUCGUAAGCAAAUAUUUAGCACACUAUAUAUGGUCAGUCUGAAAAAGUAGGCUAAAAAGUAAUCAGUUCAUAGUGUUACAUUAUGCACAUACUGAUUUUACUGUAAUAGUAAAUGGCAGAGUAAUAUAAUCUUACCUAAACUGUGCAGUUUUAUUAUCUAUGAAAACACAAAUUGUAGAUAGGAUUCAAUAUUAGCUGUUACUCAAUAUUGAAGAAUCAGAUCGAGAGGCUAAAAUCUAAUCGGGACAUCCUUAAUAAAGUUGUAAAAUGAUGCCAUUGUUUAUGUUAAACUAAUCCAGAAUAGUCAAACAACCAAAAAUAUCCAGCCGACAGUGGUUGUAGGGUCAAAAGUGACUGCUGAUGAAGGAUGAGGAGAACACAGUGCAGUCUCAAAACAUAGAUAUUUUCUCCUCCAAAUAGUUUACAGUAGAUACUGAAUGCAUGCCAUAUUUGAAUGUGUGCAUUGUUAUAUGGUUGAAGUGGUAUUAUUUUUAUCAUGCUAAGGUCUUAGAAAGGCAUUACAAAGCAUUGUAUUUACAGGGGAAUGUCUCAAAGCUAUUGUCUGUAAUGCAGUGUGAGUCUUGAAAAGAGCUUACCUUGAAAACUGCUGUAGUGAUCCUUCCAAAGACCAAAUAUUUGGAAUAAUGAGGUCUAGUUAAACUCUCAGGUGUAGUACACAAAGGGCUAUUUCAAGAAAUGAUUAACCAUUUAAAAGAAGAUAAAUGGUUGUAAAUGUAAUUAUUUACAGUGGCUAUUAUUUACAUGCACAUUUAGACAUAGCACACAGUAUAGUUCACUUUCAGUGGUUCACACGCUGUAGUGAAAUAAAAAAAAAGAAAUAAAACAAAUAAAACUGAAAUGAUUAAAUUACCAUGUUUUUAUUUCAUAUGUUUGUGGCAUCUCCUCAUGCCCAGCAGGAGUUUUAUAAUGCUCAAAUCUUCAUCUCAGUCUGGCAGACAAAAUCCCCCUUUUCCACAGAGAAGAUUCACAGUCUGCGAUUCCGGAGAAUGUCACAACAAUGUGCAAAAACAAGAUGAAAUAAAGCUUGAUAUGGCAAUAUGCCGUGGUAUUUUGAGAUACUUUGCGAAGGCCUAUCAUGUUUCCCACUGAGGACAGAAUGUCGUUUACAUCAUGAUUUGUUUAUCGUGUCUGUGAAACUGAUAACUCUUUUGUAUUAAUAAAUGUCCCUUUGAUCAAA